This is a messenger RNA of Saccostrea echinata, 1371 nucleotides long. RefSeq names its product golgin subfamily A member 6-like protein 22. The record is from RefSeq and is a predicted model, not a curated record. NCBI's taxonomy places the organism in Eukaryota, Metazoa, Mollusca, Bivalvia, Ostreida, Ostreidae. Bases 1 to 1371 code for a protein of 456 amino acids. The transcript is spliced from 16 exons.
AUGGACUACAGUGAAAUACUGGAUUUCAGUGACAAAGGGGAGACCAAACUUGAGAUUUUAAAGUUUAGUUAUAACUGGGCUGAGGAGGUAGAGAGGCAAGAGAGAUUGGAGGCAAUGGAGUCAGAAGACAGAAAAAGAAAGAAGAUUGUGAAAGCCCUUAUGAAGAAAGUUCACCAAGAAAUGAUUGACAUUAUAAACAAAAAGUCAAAGGAGAUGCGCAAAAUACGGUCCGACAUGGCAAGGAAGACAGAUAAAAUGGAGGCUAUCCACAGAGAGCUAAAGGACAUUACAGCCAGAAAGUCAAGCGAAAGGGAGAAAAUACAGGCCGACGUGAUGCGAAAAAUGGAGUUAAUGCAAGAUAUCCAUAGAGAGCUGAUGGACACCGUAACAAGAAAGAAAAACGAGAUGCAAAAAAUAUGGUCCGACAUGAUGAGGAAGAAAGAUCAAAUGGAGGCUGUACACAGAGAGCUUAAAGACACCACAACUAGUAAGUUAAGAGAAUUGGAGAAAAUACAGGCCGACAUUAUUCGCAAAAGGGAGCUAAUGGAUGCUGUGCACAGAGAACUUAAGGACACUAUAGCCGGAAGCUUAAGCAGGAUGGAGAAAAUACAGGCCAACAUGAUUCGAAAAAGGGAGCUAAUGGAUGCUGUGCACAGAGAACUUAAGGACACUAUAGCCGGAAAGUUAAGCAAGAUGGAGGAAAUACAGGCCAACAUGAUUCGAAAAAGGGAGCUAAUGGAUGCUGUGCACAGAGAACUUAAGGACACUAUAGCCAGAAAGUUAAGCAAGAUGGAGAAAAUACAGGCCAACAUGAUUCGAAAAAGGGAGCUAAUGGAUGCUGUGCACAGAGAACUUAAGGACACUAUAGCCGGAAAGUUAAGCAAGAUGGAGGAAAUACAGGCCAACAUGAUUCGAAAAAGGGAGCUAAUGGAUGCUGUGCACAGAGAACUUAAGGACACUAUAGCCGGAAAGUUAAGCAAGAUGGAGGAAAUACAGGCCAACAUGAUUCGAAAAAGGGAGCUAAUGGAUGCUGUGCACAGAGAACUUAAGGACACUAUAGCCAGAAAGUUAAGCAAGAUGGAGAAAAUACAGGCCGACAUGAUGCGAAAAAGGGAACUAAUGGAGGUUGUUCAUGGAGACCUUAAGAUCGAAUCUCAAAGAAAGAAAACUGCUCAUGAUGUUAAAAGGAAAGUUCUGCAGGAAUGCUUGGAAACGGUAGCCAAAAGGACCAAUUAUGUGACCAACAUUCGAGCAGAUAUACACAGAAAAUUUGAAAUGAUGAAAGCAGUCCACGGGGAGCUUGUGAGAAUGGAGGAAAAGAAAAAAGAUCGACUCAUUAAGGUACGGAUGAGAUUAUUAUUAUACAUGUGA